AAUGAACGGACGUUACAUUAUCAUUGCACUGUGUCUUCAUGCAGCUCUGACUUACGUAAACGGCCGUUACUGUAAAUGUCCAAAGAUUUACCGCCCAGUGUGUGGGAUGGAUAGUGUGACAUACCCAAACGAUUGUGAGAGAAAAUGUCGCGGCAUAAGCAAGCAGUCAAAUGGUCAAUGCCCUACCCAAUGUAUCUGCACGCUCGACUAUACGCCCGUGUGUGGAAAUGACGAUGUAACAUAUGGCAACGACUGCCAAAGGCAAUGCAAAGGCGUUGCCAAAAAGCACGACGGAGAAUGCACCCCUGCAUGUGCUUGUCCUUUAAAUUACGACCCUGUAUGUGGGAAUAAUGGCUUCACAUACCCGAAUAGCUGCGAAAUGGAAUGCGCCGGCGUAAGCAAGCAGUCAAAUGGUCAAUGCCCUACCCCAUGUAUUUGUACGCUCGACUAUACACCCGUGUGUGGAAACGACGAUGUUACCUAUGGCAACGACUGCCAAAGGCGAUGCAAAGGUGUUGCCAAAAAGCAUGACGGAGAAUGCGUCCCUGCCUGUGCUUGUCCUUUCAACUACGACCCUGUAUGUGGGAAUGAUGGCGUCACGUACCCAAAUAGCUGUGCUAUGGAAUGCGCCGGCAUAAGCAAGCAGUCAAAUGGCAAAUGCCCUACCCCAUGUAUCUGUACGCUCGACUAUACGCCCGUGUGUGGAAACGACGAUGUGACAUAUGGCAACGACUGCCAAAGGCAAUGCAAAGGCGUUGCUAAAAAGCAUGACGGAGAAUGCGCCCCUGGCUGUGCUUGUCCUUUCAACUACGACCCUGUAUGUGGGAAUGAUGGCGUCACGUACCCGAAUUGCUGCGCUAUGGAAUGCGCCGGCGUAAGCAAGCAGUCAAAUGGCCAAUGCCCUACCCCAUGUAUAUGUACACUCGACUAUACGCCCGUGUGCGGAAGCGACGAUGUUACCUAUGGCAACGACUGCCAAAGGCAAUGCAAAGGCGUUGCCAAAAAGCAUGACGGAGAAUGCGUCCCUGCAUGUGCUUGUCCUUUCAACUACGACCCUGUAUGUGGGAAUGAUGGCGUCACGUACCCGAAUAGCUGUGCUAUGGAAUGCGCAGGCGUAAGCAAGCAGGCAAAUGGUCAAUGCCCUACCCCAUGUAUAUGUACGCUUGACUAUACGCCCGUGUGUGGAAACGACGAUGUUACAUAUGGCAACGACUGCCAAAGGCAAUGCAAAGACGUUGCCAAAAAGCAUGACGGAGAAUGCGCCCCUGGCUGUGCUUGUCCUUUCAACUACGACCCUGUAUGUGGGAAUGAUGACGUCACAUACCCGAAUAGCUGCGCUAUGGAAUGCGCAGGAGUGGCCCAGAAGCAUGUUGGCGAUUGUGCCCCAGGGUGGAUGAAGGGUUGGACAGCUGAAACCGGCAAAGUCUAA
Mya arenaria is the source of this 1429-nucleotide messenger RNA. Its product is annotated as agrin-like. The transcript has 13 exons. The record is from RefSeq and is a predicted model, not a curated record. Lineage: Eukaryota; Metazoa; Mollusca; Bivalvia; Myida; Myidae. Bases 2 to 1429 code for a protein of 475 amino acids. Gene Ontology annotation, molecular function: protein binding.